Molecule: messenger RNA, 972 nt
Organism: Arabis nemorensis
Lineage: Eukaryota; Viridiplantae; Streptophyta; Magnoliopsida; Brassicales; Brassicaceae
Source: the annotation of a GenBank genome assembly
AUGGCUACUACGAUUAUGUCUCACAGAUCAAUCUCUCAAUGUUUUCGAAAUACGCCAACGAAAAACUUCUCCAAGAUCGAUUCUUCACUGAGUUACACUUCCAGAAAGAGAAACUUCUCCAAGAUCGUAGCAAUGUCUUCUCUUUCUUACAACACUCACUUGUCUCCUUCCAAGAACAUUAUCACUGACAACUCGCAGAAAAAACCAAAUGAAGCAGCUUUAAUAUUGAUUAGGCAUGGAGAGUCAUUGUGGAACGAGAAGAAUCUAUUUACUGGUUGUGUUGAUGUGCCAUUAACAGAGAAAGGUGUAGAAGAAGCUAUUGAAGCAGGGAAGAGGAUUAGUAACAUACCUGUAGAUGUUAUUUAUARGUCGUCUCUUAUUCGUGCUCAAAUGACUGCAAUGCUUGCUAUGAUUCAGCACCGUCGUAAGAAGGUACCGAUCAUUUUACAUAAUGAAAGCGAACAGGCGAAAAGUUGGAGUCGAGUUUUUAGUGAAGAGACUAAAAACCAAUCAAUUCCUGUUAUACCUGCGUGGGAGCUCAAUGAAAGAAUGUAUGGAGAAUUGCAAGGUUUGAACAAGCAAGAAACAGCGGAAAGAUACGGGAAACAGCAAGUUCACGAAUGGCGUAGGAGUUAUGAUAUUCCUCCUCCUAAAGGCGAGAGCUUGGAGAUGUGUGCUGAGAGAGCAGUGGCUUAUUUUGAAGACAAUAUCGAACCAAAGCUUGCAGCUGGAAAGAACGUAAUGAUAGCUGCUCACGGGAACUCGCUGCGGUCUAUCAUAAUGUAUCUUGACAAAUUGACUUGCCAGGAGGUGAUAAGUCUAGAGCUCUCGACCGGUAUACCUCUUCUCUACAUCUUCAAAGACGGCAAAUUCAUCAAGCGUGGAAGCCCGGUUGGUCCAACAGAAGCUGGUGUCUAUGCUUAUACAAAGAGAUUGGCUCAAUACAGACAGAAGCUAGAUGAGAGCAGUUAA